AUGAAGAUUGAUGUGGACGGAUUGGAAGUUUACUUUCCUUAUGAAUUCGUUUAUCCGGAGCAAAUUCUUUACAUGGAAGAGAUCAAGAAAACACUUGAUGCGCAGGGUCAUGGUUUACUUGAAAUGCCUUCGGGUACCGGUAAAACAGUCUCAUUGUUAUCACUGGUCGUGGCAUAUAUGCUCAAAUAUCCGGAUCGUUUGGAUAAAUUGGUGUACUGUUCGAGAACAAUCCCUGAAAUUGAGAAGUGUGUUGAAGAGCUUCGCAAUCUCUUCAAAUACUAUGAAGUGGUUAUUGAGAAACGAGUGAAAUUGCUUGCUUUGGCGGUCUCGGCUCGAAAGAAUCUUUGUAUAAAUGAAUCAGUUGCUAAUUCUCGCAACGGUACCGCAGUAGACGGAGGAUGUCAACGUUUAACGGCAAGUUUCAUGCGCGCGAAACGAAAGCUAGAGCCCGACCUACCGGAAUGUUCGUAUUUUGAGAAAUACGAUGCUCAACGAGACGUCACUCUACCGACUGGAGUAUACAAUUUAUCAGAUUUACGGAAAUGGGGUCGUGAGAAAGGGAUGUGUCCGUAUUUUGUGGCAAGGGCGUGUGCGGAUCGAGCCAAUAUAAUUAUCUACUCUUAUCAUUACAUAUUGGAUCCAAAAAUUGCCGAGCUGGUUUCAAAGAAUUUCAGUCGACGGUCUUGUGUGGUUUUUGAUGAGGCCCAUAAUAUUGAUAAUGUAUGCAUUGAAUCGAUGAGCGUUUCGCUAACCAAAUCAACAGUUGAGAAGGCUUCAAAACGACUCGAUCUUUUGGACGAACAUAUUCAGAGGUUGAAGGAGGAGAAUAGCGAACGUUUACAAGGUGAAUACGAUCGUCUGGUUGAAGGUUUGAGACAAGUGGAACAGGAACGGGCCAACGACCAAAUUCUUUCAAGUCCAGUGUUACCGGAUGCAAUAUUGCAAGAGGCAGUGCCGGGAACCAUUCGAACCGCACAACAUUUCACAAAUUUCAUACGCCGUUUCAUAGAGUACUUGAAGUAUCGAAUGCGUUCCACAUCGGUCAUCAUUGAAAGUCCUGCAGCGUUCCUUUUUGAUGUACAAGAAAAAAUGUUCAUCGAGAGAAGAGCUUUAAGAUUUUGUGCUGAGCGAUUUGCCUCGUUGGCGAGGACACUUGAGUUGGCCGAUAUCUCAGAUUUUGGUUCAUUGGUUUUGGUGUCUAAUUUUGCAACAUUAAUCAGCACUUAUGCUCGAGGUUUCUCACUGAUAAUUGAACCAUUGGACGAGAAGAGUGAUGCGGCACAUAGUUGUACAUUGCAUUUGAGUUGUAUGGAUGCAUCGAUUGCAAUUCGACCGGUCAUGCAACGAUUCCAGACGGUGAUCAUCACUUCAGGGACACUCUCUCCGAUCGAUAUGUAUCCGAAAAUUUUGGAUUUUGAUCCGGCCAUAAUGGCCAGUCUCACGAUGACGCUCGCAAGACCGUGUGUUGCUCCUUUAAUCGUUUCUAAAGGUAAUGACCAAGUGGCGAUUACAUCACGUUUUGAGUCUCGUGACGACGCUGCUGUUAUCCGGAAUUACGGAAACUUGGUUCUGGAAAUGGCGUCGAUCGUUCCCGAUGGUAUGGUUGUGUUCUUUACGAGUUAUUCGUACAUGGAGAAUGUGGUGGCAACGUGGUACGAUCAGCGUAUCAUUGAUGAGCUAAUGAAAUAUAAACUGCUGUUCAUCGAAACAACCGAUGCACUGGAGACGAGUGUUGCACUUGAAAAAUAUGUUGAAGCGUGUGACUCUGGUCGAGGUGCUGUGCUCUUCUCUGUUGCUAGAGGAAAAGUAUCCGAAGGUGUUGAUUUUUCACACCAUCUUGGUCGAGCGGUUAUUAUGCUUGGUAUACCGUAUGUUUAUACAGAAAGUCGUAUAUUGCGCGCUCGUCUCGAGUAUCUUCGUGAGCAAUACGGAAUUAAAGAAAACGAUUUUCUGACGUUCGAUGCAAUGCGACAUGCAGCACAGUGUGUGGGACGUGCGUUACGUGGAAAGACUGAUUAUGGCUUGAUGAUAUUUGCUGAUAAAGAGGCUGGCAUGAUGGCUCGAAGAUGGUUACCGUUGAUGGCACAACCGUUCACGAAGAGCGAUCAGUUGGGUAUAGCGGUGUUGAGAGAAGAUAUGCUUGAUGGUGACCAACCAAUCAGUAAACGAUUCAAUCAUGUACUGCAAGAAAUCGACUGA
Messenger RNA from Anisakis simplex (herring worm), 2199 nucleotides. The record is from the annotation of a GenBank genome assembly. Lineage: Eukaryota; Metazoa; Nematoda; Chromadorea; Rhabditida; Anisakidae.